Messenger RNA from Lycium ferocissimum, 3170 nucleotides. Its product is annotated as homeobox-leucine zipper protein HDG11-like. NCBI's taxonomy places the organism in Eukaryota, Viridiplantae, Streptophyta, Magnoliopsida, Solanales, Solanaceae. The record is from RefSeq and is a predicted model, not a curated record. Gene Ontology annotation, molecular function: DNA binding; DNA-binding transcription factor activity, RNA polymerase II-specific; lipid binding. Gene Ontology annotation, biological process: regulation of DNA-templated transcription. Bases 566 to 2728 code for a protein of 720 amino acids. The transcript is spliced from 10 exons.
UAAUGCUUCCUUUCACUCUUCAAUCUUCUUCCUUAUAACCAUCACCAAAUUUCGCUUAAUUACUGCCCCCAAAUUUCCCUCCUUUUUCUUAUCUUUAACAGCAUUUUCUCCCCAAAUUCAUCUUUCUACAUCCAUAUAUAUAUUUCUUAUAUUCCGUCCGUUACCAAAUAUAUAUCCACUGGUCUUUCCCUUGAACUAUGCUAAUAACAACUUCUUCACUUGUGCAUAUUCCCUUUACCUGUUCUAUUAUUUUCUUUCUCCUCGUUACUAGUGAUAGUACUAUUACUAAUACUAUAUAGUAUUAAUUUUCUUUUAUUUUUUAGAUGAGUUGUCUUUACUAUAAUGGUAAUUUCUCCAUUCAUUAGUAGUAGUAUUUAAUAAAGGUGGUUGUAGUAAAGGCCAUGGCUCUGAGUGAAUUGAAGAUUCUUGUUUGCCUCUUACUCUCUCUUUGUGAUGGGAAUAGCUGAUUUUUUUCAACUACACUUUCAUCAAACUCAGUACUUGUACAGUUGUACUACUACUACUACUCACUAGUUGUUGAGUGUCAAUAAAAAUAUUUAUCUCAAUGGAGUACGGCAGUACCCGUGGUGGUGGCACCAGUAGCGGUGGUGGCCCUGAUCCCCACGAUGCGUCCGAUCCUCAACGUAGAAAGAAACGUUAUCAUCGUCACACUGCUAAUCAAAUUCAAAGGCUUGAAGCUAUUUUUAAAGAAUGUCCACAUCCAGAUGAGAAGACAAGAUUGCAGUUAAGCAGAGAUUUAGGCUUGGCUCCUCGUCAGAUUAAGUUUUGGUUCCAAAAUAGAAGGACUCAAAUGAAGGCACAACAUGAGAGAGCAGAUAAUAGUGUACUUCGAGCAGAAAAUGAUAAAAUUCGAUGCGAAAAUAUUGCAAUUAGAGAAGCUCUCAAGAAUGUGAUUUGCCCAUCAUGUGGAGGUCCUCCAGUGACUGAAGAUUCAUAUUUCGAUGAGCAAAAAUUGAGAAUUGAAAACAUGCAUUUAAAAGAAGAGCUUGAUAAAAUAUCUAGUAUUGCUGCUAAGUAUAUAGGAAGGCCAAUUUCACAACUUCCACCAGUGCAACCUAUUCAUCUAUCUUCACUACACUUGUCCAUGUCUAGUUUUGUGGGCCAAGGUCAUAAUUCCCUUGAUCUUGAUCUCGAUCUUCUUCCUGGAAGUUCAUCGACUAUGCCCAGUUUGGCCUAUGCUACGUUGAAUUUAUCGGAUAUGGAUAAGUCCCUUAUGGCUGAUAUUGCUGGAAAUGCUAUGGAGGAACUCGUUAGACUGGUGCAAACCAAUGAACCUUUGUGGAUGAAGUCCACGAUUGAUGGGAGAGAUGUACUUAAUUUCGACAAUUAUGAUCGGGUUUUCCCGAGGGCUAAUAGUCAUUUGAAAAACCCCAACGUUCGCAUUGAAGCUUCCAGGGAUUCGGGCGUUGUCAUCAUGAAUGGUUUAGCAUUAGUUGACCUUUUUAUGGACGCGAAUAAAUGGCAGGAAUUCUUUCCUACAAUUGUUUCAAAGGCUAGAACGCUCGAAGUAAUAUCGUCUGGUGUAAUGGACAGCGGAACUAGUACAUUGCAAUUGAUGUAUGAAGAAUUGCAAGUGCUUUCACCAUUGGUCCCAACGCGACAAUUUUAUUUCCUACGGUUUUGCCAGCAGAUUGAGCAAGGCUCAUGGGCAAUUGUUGAUGUCUCUUAUGAUAUAACUCAAGAAAAUCAGUAUUCUUCCACUUCUUGCAAGGUUCAUAGGCUUCCAUCUGGAUGCUUGAUACAAGAUAUGCCCAAUGGUUAUUCUAAGGUUACUUGGGUGGAACAUGUAGAAGUGGAAGAGAAAAGUUUAAUUCAUAGGCUAUAUAGAGAUCUUAUACACAGUGGGUUGGCAUUUGGAGCAGAGCGAUGGGUUGGCACACUUCAAAGAGUUUGUGAAAGAUAUGCUUGUCUCAUGGUUAAUAGCAACCCUACUCAGGACCUUGGUGGAGUAAUUCCAUCGCCCGAAGGGAAGAAGAGCAUGAUGAAACUGGCACAAAGGAUGGUGAGCAAUUUCUGUGCUAGUGUAAACCCAUCGAAUGGACACCAAUGGAACACAAUUUCUGGUUUGAAUGAGUUUGAAGUCAGAGCCACCCUUCAGAAGAGCACUGACCCCGGCCAGCCCAAUGGCGUAGUCAUUAGUGCAGCCACCACAAUUUGGCUGCCAAUUCCUCCACAACAUGUCUUCAAUUUCUUCAGAGACGAACGGACUAGACCCCAGUGGGAUGUCCUUUCCAACCAAAAUCCAGUGCAAGAAGUAGCUCAUAUUGCAAAUGGCUCUCAUUCAGGGAACUGCAUUUCUGUGCUACGGGCCUAUAACACUAGCCAGAACAACAUGUUGAUACUCCAAGAAAGUUGCAUAGACUCAUCAGGGGCACUAGUGGUUUAUAGCCCAUUGGAUGUUCCGGACAUCAACAAAGCGAUGAGCGGGGAGGACCCCACGUACAUCCCGUUGCUGCCCUCGGGGUUCACAAUAUCCCCAGACGGGCGACAACUAGACACCGAGGCAGCAUCAUGCAGCAGCAGCUCAAAUGCAAGUACCAUAGGGGGAGGCAGGUCAGGGGGUUCACUAAUAACAGUUGUGUUCCAAAUUCUGGUAAACAGCUCGCCAUCAGCAAAAAUGAGCCCAGAAUCAGUAAACACUGUGAAUAACCUUAUAGGCAGCACUGUUCACCAAAUUAAAUCUGCCUUGAAUUGCUCUACUUCCUGAUCCUAUAUUUUUGAAAUCAGUUCAGCAACUUAAAUUAUCUCUGCUUCUGUUUGGAAGUAGUUGGGAAUUUUCAAUGCCUCUGCCACUACUGCUACUGAUCCUGUUACAGCUUUAUUACAUUUCACAACUCAUAAUCUUUUCUUUUUUUCUUUUGGGGUUGGUUAGCAUAUUUUACCCUCUUGAAAUUAUGGGUUUUUUUUUUUUUUUCUGCUUAAAAGAGGGAGUCAAGAACGCACCAUACAAGAAAAGUCGUGGUAAGAAGUGUUUACCAUUAUACUGUUAAGGGAAGAAAAUUGUAUGGUUCGGGUAUUGACUUCUGUACUUGAACUUUAUUCUAUCAAUCUAAUGGAAGUAUGCUUGAAUUUUUUUCUACAUAACAGAAUUUAAUUUCUCAGUUUAUGAAUAUUCGUUUUUACAUUUGUAUUACUAUAUCUCUUUCUGU